Messenger RNA from Hyaena hyaena (striped hyena), 5422 nucleotides. RefSeq names its product ArfGAP with SH3 domain, ankyrin repeat and PH domain 1 (gene ASAP1). Bases 53 to 2875 code for a protein of 940 amino acids. Lineage: Eukaryota; Metazoa; Chordata; Mammalia; Carnivora; Hyaenidae. Gene Ontology annotation, cellular component: cytoplasm. The transcript has 23 exons. The record is from RefSeq and is a predicted model, not a curated record. Gene Ontology annotation, biological process: positive regulation of GTPase activity. Gene Ontology annotation, molecular function: GTPase activator activity; protein binding.
UCACAGUACAAAAAUCGAGAAGGAGAAGAGAGAGCACGCGAAGCAGCACGGCAUGAUCCGCACGGAGAUCACGGGAGCCGAGAUCGCAGAAGAGAUGGAGAAGGAGAGGCGCCUCUUCCAGCUCCAGAUGUGCGAAUAUCUCAUUAAAGUUAACGAAAUCAAGACCAAAAAGGGUGUGGAUCUGCUGCAGAAUCUUAUAAAGUAUUACCACGCACAAUGCAAUUUCUUUCAAGAUGGCUUGAAAACGGCUGACAAAUUGAAACAGUACAUUGAAAAACUGGCUGCUGAUUUAUAUAAUAUAAAACAGACCCAGGAUGAAGAAAAGAAACAGCUAACUGCACUCCGAGACUUAAUAAAAUCCUCUCUUCAACUUGAUCAGAAAGAAGACUCCCAGAGCCGGCAAGGAGGGUACAGCAUGCAUCAGCUCCAGGGCAAUAAGGACUACGGCAGCGAGAAGAAGGGCUACCUGCUGAAGAAAAGUGAUGGGCUCCGGAAAGUGUGGCAGAGGAGGAAGUGUGCGGUCAAGAAUGGGAUCCUGACCAUCUCACACGCCACGUCUAACAGGCAACCCGCUAAGCUGAACCUUCUCACCUGCCAGGUGAAACCAAAUGCCGAGGACAAGAAGUCUUUUGACCUGAUAUCACAUAACAGGACGUAUCACUUCCAGGCAGAGGAUGAGCAGGACUAUGUAGCAUGGAUCUCCGUGUUGACGAACAGCAAAGAAGAGGCCCUGACCAUGGCCUUCCGUGGAGAGCAGAGCACAGGGGAGAACAGCCUGGAAGACCUGACAAAAGCCAUCAUUGAGGACGUCCAGAGACUCCCUGGAAAUGACGUCUGCUGUGAUUGUGGCUCAUCAGAACCCACUUGGCUUUCAACCAACUUGGGCAUUUUGACCUGUAUAGAAUGUUCCGGCAUCCAUAGGGAAAUGGGGGUUCAUAUUUCUCGCAUCCAGUCUUUGGAACUAGACAAAUUAGGAACCUCUGAACUCUUGCUGGCCAAGAAUGUAGGAAACAAUAGUUUUAAUGAUAUUAUGGAAGCAAAUUUACCCAGCCCCUCGCCAAAACCAACCCCUUCCAGUGAUAUGACUGUACGGAAAGAAUACAUCACUGCAAAGUAUGUAGAUCAUAAGUUUUCAAGGAAGGCCUGUUCGUCUUCAUCAGCUAAACUGAAUGAAUUGCUCGAGGCGGUCAAAUCUCGGGAUUUACUUGCACUAAUUCAAGUCUAUGCAGAGGGGGUGGAGCUCAUGGAACCCCUGCUGGAACACGGACAGGAGCUUGGGGAGACGGCCCUGCACCUUGCAGUCCGAACCGCAGACCAAACAUCUCUCCACUUGGUUGACUUCCUUGUACAAAACUGUGGGAACCUGGAUAAGCAGACAGCCCUGGGCAACACGGCCCUACACUACUGCAGUAUGUACGGCAAACCCGAGUGCUUGAAGCUGCUUCUGAGGGGCAAGCCCACCGUGAGUGUCGUGAACCAGGCUGGAGAGACUGCCCUGGACAUAGCAAAGAGAUUGAAGGCUACCCAGUGUGAAGAUCUGCUCUCGCAGGCUAAGUCUGGGAAGUUCAACCCACACGUGCACGUGGAGUAUGAGUGGAACCUGCGUCAGGAGGAGAUGGACGAGAGCGACGACGACCUGGACGACAAACCCAGCCCCGUCAAGAAAGAGCGCUCGCCGAGGCCUCAGAGCUUCUGCCACUCCUCUAGCAUCUCCCCCCAGGACAAGCUGUCCCUGCCGGGGUUCAGCACCCCGAGGGACAAGCAGCGGCUCUCCUACGGCGCCUUCACCAACCAGAUCUUCGCCUCCACAAGCACAGACUCGCCCACGUCACCAACCACCGAGGCACCCCCGCUGCCUCCGAGAAACGCCGGGAAAGGUCCAACUGGCCCACCUUCAACACUCCCUCUAAGCACCCAGACCUCUAGUGGCAGCUCCACCCUGUCCAAGAAGAGGCCUCCUCCCCCACCACCCGGACACAAGAGAACCCUGUCCGACCCUCCCAGCCCACUACCUCACGGGCCCCCAAACAAAGGCGCAGUUCCUUGGGGGAACGAUGUAGGUCCGUCGUCGUCAAGUAAGACCGCAAACAAGUUUGAGGGACUAUCUCAGCAAUCGAGCACCGGCUCUGCAAAGACUGCCCUUGGUCCAAGAGUCCUUCCUAAACUACCUCAGAAAGUGGCACUAAGGAAAACCGAAACCAGCCAUCACCUCUCCCUGGACAAAGCCAACAUCCCGCCCGAGCUCUUUCAGAAGUCCCCACAGUUAGCAGAGCUACCACAGAAGCCACCGCCCGGAGACCUGCCCCCGAAGCCCGCUGAACUGGGUCCCAAGCCCCCAGUUGGAGAUUUGCCUCCGAAGCCGGGAGAACUGCCCCCCAAGCCGCAGCUGGGCGACCUGCCGCCCAAGCCGCAGCUGGCAGACCUGCCCCCUAAGCCGCAGAUGAAGGACCUCCCUCCCAAGCCGCAGCUGGGAGACCUGCUGGCCAAGUCCCAGACGGGGGACGUGUCGCCCAAGGCCCAGCAGCCCCCAGACGUCACCCAGAAGCCACACCCGGUGGAUCUGGCCCUGAACGUGCAGUCCCGGGACGCCGUCCAAAAGCAGGCAUCCGAAGACUCCAGCGACCUCACGCCCACCCUGCCCGAGACGCCCGUCCCGCUGCCCAGGAAGAUCAAUACGGGCAAAAACAAGGUGAGGCGAGUGAAGACCAUCUACGACUGCCAGGCGGACAACGACGAUGAGCUCACCUUCAUGGAGGGGGAAGUGAUUGUGGUCACCGGGGAGGAAGACCAGGAGUGGUGGAUCGGGCAUAUCGAAGGACAGCCUGAAAGGAAGGGGGUCUUUCCAGUGUCCUUUGUUCACAUCCUGUCCGACUAGCAAAGUGCAGAACCUUGAGAUUGUCCACGUCUCCGCUCAAGACUGCCGCCCCCGCGUACCCCUGCGCACCCGUGUAUAUAGCUGCUGUUACAGAACCAGAGACUGGCGCCAGGGCCACCUCGGGAGGGGAGCGUAGUGCGUGCUGUAAAUAGCCUGUGGUCCUCUGCCUUCGCCAGCGUUAGGGUAGCCCCGGGACCCGGCGCGCCUUACUGGUCCGCCAAAGCCAUCCUCGGCCCCUAGCACUUACAUCUCUUGGUGUUUUCCUAGCAAACGGACAAACACAGGAAUAUAGGAAGCGCUGGCCUUGCAAACAGACGUGGUCUCCAGCAAACCGUUGAAAGGCAUAGAUUGACUCUGUGUUCCUAACAAAACAGUAUUCUCCGUUGUGUUACUACACAUGCAACGUUAGGAGAGAGGUAGGUUCUGUUCUCCGGGUGAAACAUUUAGCUCCGUGACAGACCAGCCUGUAGUGAUCUGCGUUCACAGUUUACAGCUACAAAACAAACCCACUUUGGUAUUUAUUACAGCGAAGUGCUUGGUUAAACAUAAGUGUUAUUCCUUCUGCAAAAUAUUCACCGGCCCAAACCCUUUGGUGGCAUUCGGCAGGCCUCUCCGCCUCGUGCAGGCCGGGCACGGCCUGUGCAGCCUUUCUUACCGUGACGAGUGCCCGCCCCUGAGAUAUUACCUCAUUCUGCAGAAAUAACAUAUCCUUCACGACCUUUUUGACAAAAGCUUAAAACCCAUUUGGUGAAGUUCAACUUCCAGGAACCGAGGACCGCCAGGAAACCUUAGCCUCUACAUUAUGCAUGCAUUUAGAAGCUUACCUGAAAUCUGCCUUUUAUAAAGGAAUAGUAUGGACAAGUUGGACUGUACAUUUUUUAAACUUGAUCACCAUUAAAGCAGAAAUUAUAAGGUUGCAACAAUACCUGUUUCUAGUCCGUCGUUUGGCCUUCCCGGAGUGUGAAGCUGCCUCUCACAUUAACAGUUAGCCUCCUCCCAAUGUGUUAAAGCAUCUGAUGCACCAGGUUAUUUUGUCCUUAUUUUGUCAGUUUUGUCCUUGAUCGAUUUAAACGUGUGAAAGAGGAUUCAAGAUGAGUUGCACAGUCAGCCCUUCACACGGCUCCCCCCGCCCCCAGAGACUCGGGGUGCUGGAGCCAGCCUCCUGUUUCUCCGUGCUCUUGACGACACCCCGGGCGUAGGCGAGGCCCCCAGCCUGAAGCUGUGUUCAGGGACCCGUUCCCUGCAAGGCGGUUCACGGCCGAGUGCCCGAGCGCCGCUGGGAACUGCUCUGAACGGGCGCUCUUCCCGCAGCCUGCGUCCCUGCGUGUUCCCUCCCCGUCCCGCUGCGGCCCCCAGGGCAACCCCGAGUGCUCAGUCUUCGUCAGUCUGGGUUCUGAAAACGCGUUCUGUCCAGCAUCCCCAGUGGGCGGGGCCGCCCUCCGGACCCCAACGCCCCCGAGUCCUUGUGGCUUCACAUUCGCUUAGACUGCUUUGUGGGCAGCAGCACCGGAAGCUGGUGUUUUUAAGCAGGGAACCUCGGCCGUGCGUCGUCGAGAAGCUCCUUCCCCAGAAGCACAGCUCCCGCCCGAGCCCGUGGGAAAAGCGCCUGGACCACAGUCCCAGUGCUCAGUGACGGUCACCCGGCCACCUCCAAGAGAAGCCUCGCAUGAACGGAGCUGCGCCCACCGCCUCUCGGCUGUUCCUGGGCAGUGGUUUGGAGCCGCGGCGGCCCGGGAGCUGUGCACGGCCCACCAGCGCCCGGGGCCACAGGCUGACGUGUCCCAAGCCCCCUGGCGUCCUGCUUCAUUCGCGUACGCGGUCUGAGUUGCAUUAAAGAACCGUUCGUCUUUGUGGCCUACAGUAUUUUCAGCCGAUCUCAGAAUAAACUGGUUUUCUAAAAAACUCGAAACCUAGAUGUCUAAAAUCACAUGGAGUCCUUGUCUGUGCUUUUUCCCUCCUUUGCAGCAACUUACACAGAUGCGUUGUUUUGUUUGGUUUUUCAAUACCUUCCGUGUUUUUUUUCUUUCCAGUUCGGUUUUUGUUUUCCGUGAGGAAAUCUCUCUAAUCCAGCUUACCGUGGGACAUAGGAAAGCUAGAGAUAAAUAUCUUCGGUGACCUUGGUCGAGUUUGAAUCUGAUACUGUUCUUAAACUCAGUGAGCCACUAUCUGCAAUUUUGUACAUGAUAUAGUAUUUUGAAGGUAUGGAACCUUAUGGGAAAAAAAUAGUUAAUUAGUUCUUUUUUCCCCCAGAGGGGAAAGUUACGUUCUGCAAAUAGCCUGUGUCUUAUUUUACUGUUGAACAGCAAUUGCUAUUUAUUUUUUUAUUGCCUAGAACUUCUCCACGUUGUAUAGGAACCCUGUAGUGCCGCUAGAUAAACUCCAGACUGUCAUCUGGGUGUUACCAUGAGACAUCAGUACGCUUGUCAUUUCACAUGGAUUUAAUGUGACCGUUUUCAGUACUGUAUGUGUUCAUUUCUACUUUUUUUAAUAUUUAAAAUUGCUUUUAAAUAAACAUAUUCUCAGUUGAUCCCAAACAUCUGAAAUCAA